CUCCACCCAUCACAGCAGAUACACGCCAUGGCAUUCCAGGUUGUGCUCUUGUGCGCGUUGCUGGGCGCAGCCAGCGCCGGCUACCUGGGCGCGCCCGCCGUCUCCUACUCGGCUGCGCCAGCGCUGCGGGGCUACGGCGCACCAGGACUCGCAGGUCUGCCCGGGUACGCGGGCGCCCUGACGCCGGCCGCGGCCGCAGCGCUGUCGCCCGCCGCCAGAGCUGCCGCAGCCGCCGCCGCAGCCAGACUGGCCGCCGCCGGCCUCCCCGCCGCGGCCGCCGCUGGUCUGCCCGCCGCCGCCUACGCCCCCGGCUACGCGGGUGCGCUGGCGCCCGCCGCGGCCGCUGCGCUGUCUCCUGCCGCCAGAGCCGCCGCCGCUGCCGCCGCCGCCAGACUGGCCGCCGCCGGCCUCCCGGCCGCCGCCGCCGGCUUGCCCGCCGCCGCCGCCUACGCCCCCGGCUACGCCGGCCUGGCCGCCGCCCGCUACGCCGGCCUGGGCCGCCUGGGUCUGCCCGCUGCCGAAGCCGUCGACGCCUACUACGACCCCAACCCGCAGUACAGCUUCAGCUACAGCGUCAGCGACGCCCUGACCGGCGACGCCAAGCAGCAGCAGGAGAGCCGCAGCGGCGACGUGGUGGAGGGCAGCUACAGCCUGGUCGAGCCCGACGGCAGUGUCCGCACCGUGCAGUACACUGCCGCCCCCGGCGCCGGAUUCAACGCCGUCGUCACUAAGGACGGAGUCCCCACCGGUCCUGCACCUCUCGGAGCUGCCGUCGCUCCCAAUGCCGUAGCCGCCCUCGCAGGACGCGUGGUGCCGGGCGCUCUGUCGCGCUACGCCCCCGGCGUCGUGGCGCCCGGAGCGCUGGCCCCCGCCGUCGCCGCCGGCCUCGCCGCCCCCGGCUACGUCGCCCCCGGCUACGUCGCCCCCGGCGUCGCCGCACCCGCGCCAGUGUACGGCGCGCCUCUCAAGACGGCGCACUCCUCGCUGCUGACGCCGCACUCCAAGGUCCACUACUGAACACUUCGCCGACACCGUCUCGCCUCUGGACUGCACCGCACACCUUGUAAAUAACUUAUAUUAACUGCUAUGUACAAGCGUUAUCUGCUAGACAAGGGCACAUCGAAAUAAAGACGUCUUAUUUCGGUUA
Schistocerca cancellata (South American locust) is the source of this 1147-nucleotide messenger RNA. Its product is annotated as cuticle protein 18.6-like. The record is from RefSeq and is a predicted model, not a curated record. Bases 28 to 1017 code for a protein of 329 amino acids. The transcript is spliced from 4 exons. Gene Ontology annotation, cellular component: extracellular matrix. NCBI's taxonomy places the organism in Eukaryota, Metazoa, Arthropoda, Insecta, Orthoptera, Acrididae.